Chinchilla lanigera (long-tailed chinchilla) is the source of this 2483-nucleotide messenger RNA. RefSeq names its product carnitine O-acetyltransferase (gene Crat). Lineage: Eukaryota; Metazoa; Chordata; Mammalia; Rodentia; Chinchillidae. Gene Ontology annotation, molecular function: carnitine O-acetyltransferase activity. The record is from RefSeq and is a predicted model, not a curated record. Gene Ontology annotation, cellular component: peroxisome. Gene Ontology annotation, biological process: carnitine metabolic process, CoA-linked.
GGGUGGGCGCCGGGCCGCCUCUCCCCGCUAGCGGCGGUGACUCGGCGACCUUGGCCCCUGAGCCCCAGCGGGGACCCAGUGACCGAGCAGGAGCGCGGACCUAGCCCGGCGCGCGGGGCGGAGCGCACUGACAGUCCGCGGGGGGCCGCGACCAUGUUGGCCUUCGCGGCCCGGACCGCGGCAAAGCCGCUGGGUCUUCUCAAGCCCUCCUCCUUGAUGAAGCUGCCCGGCAGGCUCAAGGCGCACCAGGAUGCGCUGCCGCGGCUGCCCGUGCCCCCGCUGCAGCAGUCCCUGGACCAUUACCUCAAGGCGCUGCAGCCCAUCGUAAGCGAGGAGGAGUGGGCCAACACCAAGCAGCUGGUGGACGAGUUCCGGAGCCCCGGGGGUGUAGGGGAGCGGCUGCAGAAGGGGCUGGAGCGCAGGGCCAGGAAGACAGAGAACUGGCUAUCCGAAUGGUGGCUCAAGACAGCCUACCUCCAGUACCGCCAGCCUGUGGUCAUCUGUUCCAGCCCAGGCGUGAUUCUGCCCAAGCAGGACUUUGUGGAUCUGCAGGGCCAGCUCCGGUUUGCUGCCAAACUCAUCGAGGGCGUUUUGGAUUUCAAGACCAUGAUUGACAACGAAACCCUGCCUGUGGAGCACCUUGGGGGGAAGCCACUGUGCAUGAACCAGUACUACCAGAUCCUGUCGUCUUGCCGCGUGCCGGGCCCCAAGCAGGACUCUGUGGUCAACUUCCUAAAGACCAAGAAGCCGCCCAUGCACAUCACGGUGGUGCACAACUACCAGUUCUUCGAGCUGGACGUGUACCACAGUGACGGGACACCCCUCACCUCGGACCAGAUCUUCGUGCAGCUGGAGAAGAUCUGGAACUCGUCCCUGCAAACCAACAAGGAGCCAGUGGGCAUCCUGACCUCCAACCACCGCAACAGCUGGGCCAAGGCCUACAACACCCUAAUCAAAGACAAGGUGAACCGGGACUCGGUGCAGUCCAUCCAGAAGAGCAUCUUCACCGUGUGCCUGGACAAGCCGGUGCCCAGGGUCUCGGAAGACGUCUACCGCAACCAUGUGGCCGGCCAGAUGCUGCAUGGAGGUGGGGGCCCACUCAACAGCGGCAACCGCUGGUUCGACAAGACGCUGCAGUUCAUCGUGGCAGAGGAUGGCUCCUGUGGACUCAUCUAUGAGCAUGCCGCGGCCGAGGGGCCCCCCAUCGUCGCCCUGGUGGACCAUGUCAUGGAGUACACGAAGAAGCCGGAGCUGGUGCGCUCGCCCAUGGUGCCCCUGCCCAUGCCCAAGAAGCUUCGGUUCAACAUCACCCCCGAGAUCAAGAGUGACAUCGAGAAGGCCAAGCAGAACCUCAGCAUCAUGAUCCAGGAUCUGGACAUCAUGGUGUUGGUGUUUCACCACUUCGGGAAGGACUUCCCCAAGUCCGAGAAGCUGAGCCCUGACGGCUUCUUCCAGAUGGCCCUGCAGCUGGCCUACUACAGGAUCUACGGGCAGGCCUGCGCCACCUACGAGAGCGCCUCCCUGCGCAUGUUCCACCUGGGCCGCACCGACACCAUCCGCUCGGCCUCCGCAGACUCGCUGGCCUUCGCCAAGGCCAUGGAUGACUCCAGUGUGCCGGAGCACCAGAAGGUGGAGCUGCUGCGGAAGGCCGUGCAAGCACACCGCGCCUACACCGACCGGGCCAUCCACGGGGAGGCCUUCGACCGCCACCUGCUGGGCCUCAAGCUGCAAGCCAUCGAGGACCUGGUGAGCAUGCCUGACAUCUUCAUGGACACCUCCUACGCCAUUGCCAUGCACUUCAACCUCUCCACCAGCCAGGUCCCUGCCAAGACAGACUGUGUCAUGUUCUUCGGGCCUGUGGUGCCCGACGGCUAUGGUGUCUGCUACAAUCCCAUGGAGACCCACGUCAACUUCUCCGUGUCGGCCUACAACAGCUGCGCAGAGACCAACGCCGCCCGCAUGGCGCAUUACCUGGAGAAGGCGCUGCUGGACCUGCGCGAACUGCUGCAGCGCCACCCCCGGGCCAAGCUCUGAGCUCCCGAGCCCCGGUUCCCCGCCAGUCAAGUCCCUGGGGGUGGGUGCCCGCCAGGCUCAGCCCACAGCUCCCACAGCCCCGGCCCAGGUCUGACGGAGCCAGGGCCGGCAUCCUCUCGUGGGCCCUGCAGCCCUACGCCAAGCGCCUCCCAUGACUGUCCCAGGACCCGCCACAGCCAAGUGCUGGGCUCAGCGGAGGCGGAGCAGAACUGAGGACGGGGCCCCUGGCCCGGCCCCGCUGUGCCGUCCCUGGGCAGGAGCAAGUCCACCCAGCUCUUACCCAAGCAGGGGCCUGGAAAGGGCUCUGGGCCUCCCCAGGCAGGGAGAGCGCAAGGGGCUGUCCCUGUGGAUGACGGGGCUCCGGAGCCCGGCCUCGCCGGCCCUGAGGAGCGCCGGUGUUACGUGAGGCGGACGUGUGGCGGAGUAAUAAAGGGAAACGCGCUGGAGCA